CUUGCCCUGAAUUCGUUACUCUACUCUCCAAUUCACUUGCACACGUUCGAACCCAAGUAUACGACAGGGUAAACAAUCAGACCAAAAAAUGGCGACUGCAGAGCCGAUCGCCAUCGUGGGUAGUGGUUGCAGGUUCCCUGGAGGAGUGUCAUCUCCGUCCGGCCUCUGGUCCCUCCUCAAGGAUCCGCGGCACGUCGGCUCCAAGGUACCCUCUGAUCGCUUCAACAUUGACGCCUUCUACCACACCGACAGCGGACAUCACGGCACCACAAAUGUCCAAGAGUCUUACUUCCUGGACGACGAUAUCCACCGUUUUGAUGCCCCCUUCUUCAACAUCUCCGCUCGCGAGGCAGAGGGCAUAGACCCCCAACAACGCAUCCUCCUGGAGACCGUCUAUGAAGCCGUCGAGAGAGCCGGGAUGAGGCCCACGACCCUUCAGGGAUCAUCAACCGGCGUGUUCUGCGGCGUCAUGUGUGACGAUUAUGCCCAGAUCCUUGCCCGGGACACCGACCAGCUGCCACAAUACGCCUCCACUGGGAUUGCCCGCAACAACGUCUCCAACCGAAUCUCAUACUUCUUCGACUGGCACGGCCCCUCAAUGACCAUCGACACUGCCUGCUCUUCCAGCCUAGUUGCCGUGCACCUGGCUGUUCGGGCCAUUCGCGAAGGAAGCUGCAGCGUAGCAGUGGCCUGCGGCACGAAUCUGAUCCUCUCCCCGAUCUUCUACAUGUCUGCCUCCCGGCUCAACAUGCUCUCGCCGACAGGCCGCAGUCGCAUGUGGGACGCGAGUGCCGACGGCUACGCUCGGGGAGAGGGCGUGGCGUCGGUUGUUCUCAAGAGGCUAUCGGACGCUAUUGCCGACGGCGAUGUCAUCGAGUGCGUCAUCCGAGAGACCAACGUCAAUCAAGACGGCCGUACGAUGGGCAUCACCAUGCCCUCCAGCGUGGCGCAGGCCCAGCUGAUUCGAUCCACUUAUUCCAAGGCUGGCCUGCGGCUGGACCGCGCCGAGGAUCGCUGCCAGUACUUUGAGGCUCACGGGACGGGCACGCAGGCGGGUGACCCGCAGGAGGCCGGGGCCAUUGCCGAGGCAUUCUUCCCCGGCGAGGGCGGAGACGACACUAGGGAGCUCCUAGUUGGCUCUGUCAAGACCGUCAUCGGCCAUACCGAAGGGACGGCGGGACUCGCGGGGCUCCUCAAGGCCUCCCUGUGUAUCCAGCAUGGAAUCAUUGUGCCAAACCUCCACUUCAACACCCUCAGCCCCAAGGUUGAGCCUUUCUAUUCCCACCUGCGAAUUCCCACCACCGUCCAGCCCUGGCCGCAUCUCCCUCCCGGUGUCCCACGGAGGGCAUCGGUCAAUUCCUUCGGCUUUGGCGGCACGAACGCCCAUGUCAUCCUGGAGAACUACGAGCCUCCUCCGGUGUACCUGAACGGGACUCGGGCAGUUCCGACAGUACCGAUUCCCCUCCCUUUCGUCUUCUCGGCCUCCUCCGACCGGACCCUCGGCGCCGUUCUCGACUCCUACAGCAAAUAUCUCGACUCCGAGGCCCCGAGUGACCACAUCAGUCUCUCCGAGUCCCUCUGCACGCGACGCGACGACCUGGCGCACAAGGUCGUCCUCACCGCGUCAUCCGUCGACGGCCUCAAGGCAGCCCUCACCCUCGAGCUCGAGCGCCGCGGCAGCGGGAACUCCUCGGCCAUGGUCCGCCGGCCCGGCGGCGGUGCCGCCCGGAAGCUGGGCAUCUUCACCGGCCAGGGCGCGCAGUGGCCGCGCAUGGGCCGCGACCUCAUCUCCGCGUCCCCGGCGGCAAGAGCAUGGAUCGACGAGCUGCAGCGCUCGCUCGACGAGCUUCCACCGCAGUACCGCCCGCCAUACUCCCUCAUGCAGGAGCUCGCCGCGCCGCCCGAGGACUCGCGGCUCGGCCAGGCGGCCGUCUCGCAGCCUCUGUGCACAGCCGUGCAGAUCGUCCUCGUCCGGCUCCUGGAAACCGUGGGCGUCACCUUCGAUGCCGUUGUGGGCCACUCGUCCGGCGAGAUCGCGGCCGCGUAUGCGGCGGGCCUCGUCUCCGCCGCGGAUGCCAUCCGCAUCGCCCACCUUCGGGGCAUGUUCGCUAAGCUUGCGGGCGCGAACUCUAGCCCCGGCGCUAUGCUGGCGGCUGGUUUGUCGGAGGUUGAGGCGACCGGGCUGUGCGGGGAAGAUAGGUUCCGCGGCCGUGUUGCUGUCGCGGCUGUUAACUCCCCGCUGAGUGUGACGCUGUCGGGUGAUGCUGAUGGGAUCACUGAGGUGGCGGAGGUUCUGAGCGGGCAGGGCAAGUUUGCACGGCUCCUCAAGGUCGACACGGCGUAUCAUUCGCAUCACAUGGUUCCGUGCUCCAAUGCCUACAUCGCUGCACUGAAGGAGGUCGGGAUCCAGUCGGGAGACCGGCCGUCGGCGACGUGGUUCUCCAGCGUCUAUCCCGGACAGGUGAUGGGUGAUUCCUGCACGGCGCCCCUCAGAGAUGUGUACUGGAACGACAACAUGCUCAAGUCUGUUCUCUUCUCUCAGUCGGUGACGGCAGCGAUCACAAGCGCCUCGUUCGACAUUAUGAUUGAGGUCGGGCCACAUCCGACUUUGAAAGGUCCCGUAAUGCAGACAAUUUCCGAAAUCCCGGGCGCCAGAACCGAUGUGCCAUAUCUGGGGCUCCUCAGGCGUGGGAUUGGUGGUCUUGAUACCUUUGCCGCCGCCCUUGGAUCUCUCUGGACUUACAUGGGCCCCGAAUCCUGCAAGCUGGCGUCGUACACGAGACUUUUCUGCACCCCGAGGGACACCAGCCCUCUGAAAAGCAUGCCGACAUAUCCGUUUAAUCACACCCAGGCCUACUCGGCCGAGUCUCGGCUCUCCAAAGCGAUGGCCCAUCGGAAAACAAUCCCCAACCAACUCCUCGGAACCCAGAGUGCGGAGGCUGCGGAUGGUGAGUGGCGCUGGCGAAAUUACCUGCGACGGGAAGAGAUUGAGUGGCUUGACGGGCACCAGAUCGAGUCGCAGACCGUCUUCCCCGCCACCGGCUACGUUGCCAUGGCCCUGGAGGCGGCUUCUGUCAUCUCCGGAGGCAAACUUAUCCGCCUCAUCGAGAUCUGCGACUUCCACGUCGCCCACGCCAUAUCCUUUGACGAGAAUUCAUUCGGCAUCGAGACCCUGUUCAAGCUCGAAGGAGUCGACAUCCAAGCAGAGGAGUCAAGAAUGUCCGCCUCGUUUUCGUGCCACGCCGCGUUCGGCGCGACGCUGCGCCGUUGUGCGUACGGUAAGAUGGACAUCACCUUCGGAGACCAGGAACCAUCUCUGCUUCCGGGACGGGGUUCUUUGCCACAGGGUCUCAACUCCAUCGGUGUCGACAAUUUCUAUUCGUAUCUCAGCGACAUUGGCUACGGAUACACGGGCCUGUUCCGCGGGAUAACCGCCAUCGGCAGGAAGAAAGACGUGGCGAGCGGCCGGAUGAUGAAUGCAUCGCUGCAGGACACGGCGUCGUCACUGGUGAUGCACCCGGCCACGAUGGACACCCUCCUCCAGACUAUCCUCGGCGCCAUCGGCGCACCUCACGACGGCAGGCUGUAUACCCUCUGCGUCCCGACCAUGAUCGCCAGGAUCACUGUCAACCCCCUUUUCGGCGGCAGGGCCGGGAUGGGCGAGGAGAUCGCCUUCGACGCGAGGCUGACCGACUACGGCCCCGGUGCUAUCGCGGGCGAUGCGGCGCUCUUCGACCUCGACGGCAACUGCGUGCUGCAGAUGGAAGGCGUCAAGGUAUCUCCCCUGUCAACCCCGACGGCUGCCGAUGACCGCCUGCUGUUCUCCGAGACGGCCUGGGGCCCGCUCCAUCCUGAUGCUUCCCUCCACUAUUCGGAGCCGUCUCCCGAGUUGUGCGCGGCGGCCAAGUUGAAAGAGAAGGUUGUGCUCUUGUACAUGAAGCAGAUCAGGGAGACACUUACGGAGGAUGAUGUCGCGGUGCUCGACUGGCACGGCAAGCGAAUCGUGAGCUGGUUCGAUCAUGUACUUGGCAUGACGCGGGCAGGGAGACACCCUACGUGCAAACCCGGUUGGCUGGAUAGUACCAUUGCCGAGGUUGUGGGCAAGUUGGACGUUUCCACAGUCGACAUGGAAGCUGUGCGUGGCAUUGGGGAGAGCAUGGUGCCCUUCCUCCGGGGCGGAACGACGAUAUUGGAGGUGCUGAGGGAACGCAACAUCCUGAACCGGCUGUACAAGGAGUUCACCGACACGACCAUCGUCGGCCAGAUGGCGGCCGUGGCAGACCAGCUCGCCUUCCGCUACCCCCGCAUGAAGAUCCUAGAGAUCGGCGCCGGAACCGGGUCCGCCACGGGGGCGAUCCUGGACCGCAUUGGCCGGGCUUACUACUCGUACACGUUUACCGAUAUCUCCCCGGGCUUCUUCGACGACGCCCAGCAGCUCUUCGAAGACCACUCUGACCGGUUCAUAUACAAGGUUCUCGACAUCGAGAAGAACCCCGUGGACCAGGGAUUCGACGAGCACUCGUACGACCUCAUCGUGGCGGCCAAUGUUCUGCACGCUACGAGAUCGUUGCAGGAGACCUUGGUCCGCACCCGAUCGCUGCUGAAGCCCGGUGGUUCCUUGCUUCUCCUGGAGGGGACAAACAUCGACGUCCUCCUCGGCUCCUUCAUCUUCUCCGGCUUUGAGAGCUGGUGGCUCGGCGAGGCAGAGGGCCGCGUCUGGGGACCCAUGGUCACCGGUGAUACCUGGGACAAGAUGCUGAAGACUGCAGGGUUCUCCGGGGUGGACACUAUCACUCCGGACCACGACAAAGGAUUGCGCCCGUUUUCUGUUGUCUUGUCGCAGGCUGUGGAUGACGGGGUGGAGUUACUUCGAGAUCCGUUCACGCCAGGCCGGGCGGUGUCUCACCGUGGAAACUUGUACAUCGUCGGAGGGGCGACGCCGUGGACUUCGAUACUCGUGACCAAGUUGGAGGCGAUCUUGUCGCAAUUUUUUGAACGAAUCAUCAAAUCACCAACCCUCGAGUCACGGGAGCUUCUCGACUUGGCCCCGGUGUCGACGGUUCUCAAUCUGACCGACCUGGACGGGCCCUGCUUCAAGGACAUCAAUGAGGCGCAAUUCAACGCACUCAAGGCUCUCCUCGAGACCAGCCAGAACCUCCUCUGGGUCACCACCGGCCCGGAGAGCGACAACCCCUACGACGGCAUGAGCAAAGGCUUGCUUGCGUGUGCCGGCUACGAGAACCCGCACUCGCGAUACCAGCACCUGAAUCUCGUCGAUGUCGAUCCCGACGCCGUCGACGCCCACUUCGUCGCUGCACAGCUGCUGCGCAUGGAGGCCGCCGCCGAUUCGGACAAUGACUACGACCUACCCUCUCGUGUCUGGACCACCGAGCCGGAGCUGCGCCUCGAGGGCGGGAGGUUGUGGAUUUCUCGCAUUAAGAACGACCCCUCCAUGAAUAUGCGGUACAUGUCCGGCAGGCGGUCUAUUGAGGAGGAGGUCGAUCUGCGGGAGUCGAGCAUCGCGAUAUCGGAGUCCGGGGAGCUGGUCAGAGCUGCUAGACAAGCACCUUGGGAAUCUACCCCGGCUGGGGUUUCUAUCCGGGUCAGAUACUCUACCUCGGUCCCGUUUAGAUUUGACGGAGCCGGAUUGCUAUACCUCGUCAUCGGAGUCGGCCAGGGAAAGACGCAGGGUCGUUUCCUUGCCCUGUGUGAGAGCCAAGAGUCCGUUAUCUCAACGCCCCCAGUCUGGUGUUGGCCAGUGCCUGAGCAGGUCACUGGAGAGAAUGAGGCUGCGUACCUGUACGGGACGGCGUCUGCGCUGCUCGCCGCAAAUCUGGUCAACAUGGCGAGUCCGAAGACCGCCAUCCUCGUCCAUGAGGCCGACCACACCCUUCGGUCGGCCAUAUCGGCCUUUGCCUCGGCGGCCGGCAUCAAGCCGCUGUUCACAACAAGCAAGUCUCAGCCAGCAUUGCAGAAGAGCACGAAUACGAUAUUCAUCCACGAGAUGAGCUCCGCUCGUGCGCUUGCCGAUCUGCUGCCGGUGACCAACGUGUCUGUCGCCGUGCGAUUUGACACCGGCUCAUCCAAGUCAUGCGGUGGUGUUUGGAAUCGCCUAGAUGCGCUUCUUCCGCCACACGUCCGCCGGGAGAGCCUUCAGAGUCUCCAUUGCCACACUUCUGCCGUUCACGCAUCUUGCGGCGUCACCCGGACCACGGCGUCCCUGGAGGGUGCGCGUCGUCAGGCACUUGGGUCGAGCACAGGGGGUCUGACGGCAGCAAAUAUUGUUGACGUGCAGGCGCUGGUCGGGAGUCAUGGACUGAGAAUUGUCGACUGGACCGGAACACAGAAGGUCAGAGUCCCGGUCCAACCGGCAAGCAACCUCGUCAGCUUGUCCCCCAAUAAGACAUACUUGCUCGUCGGAAUGACCGGGGAUCUCGGGCGGUCGGUGUGUCAGUGGAUGAUUGGGAGAGGGGCCCGCCACGUCGUUCUCACCAGCCGGAAACCCAAGGUGGAGGGGUGGUGGAUCGAGGAGAUGGCAAGACUGGGCGGCCAAGUUACCGCGAUGCCCAUGGACGUCACCGAUCCAGAGUCGGUCCUCAAGGUCGACCGCAUCAUCCGCAAGGAACUCCCUCCCAUUGGCGGCGUCGUCAACGGCGCCAUGAUCCUAGCAGACCAGCUCUUCUCCAAAAUGACCCUCGAAGACUGGCAGAGGACAACCAGGCCCAAGGUCGAGGGCAGCAUCCUCCUAAACGAGCUCUACGCCGACAAGGACCUCGACUUCUUCAUCCUGAUGGGCUCCAUCUCGGGCCCGCUAGGCAACCGAUCGCAGUCCUCCUACGCCGCCGCCAACACCUUCAUGUCGGGCAUCAUCCGCUGGCGCCGCGACCGCAACCUGGCCGGCAGCAUCGUCAACCCGGGCCAGAUCCUCGGCGUCGGCUACGUGUCCAACGCAGACGACUGGCUGCUGCGCCACCUCGACGACGCCAUCGGCUGCUACCACAUGUCGGAGCACGACCUGCACGACCUCUUUGCCGAGGGCAUCCUCGCCGGCCGCCCCGGGACUGCUGGGCAUGCCCGCAGCCGCCGCAACCCGGACAUCAUCGCCGGGUUCCGCACCGCGUCGCCCGCCGCGAAGCCGGAUGUCAUCUGGUACCGCAACCCCAAGACCUGGCACUUUGUCGACCACCACGCCGACAACGCCUCGGGGGCGCCGGGCAAGACGGCGGCGGCGGCGCGCGUCCCCGUCAAGGAGCAGCUGGCGUCGGCGGCGACCGCCGACGCCGUCGCAGAGAUCGUCGCCGCCGGGUUCGUGGCUAAGCUGCGGAGCAAGCUCCAACUGCCCGAGGAGGCUGUCGUGGCCAGGGACGUGGCGCCGGCGGAGCUCGGGGUCGACUCGCUCAUUGCCGUGGACCUGCGCACGUGGUUUGUCAGGGAGGUGGGCGUCGAUGUCCCUGUGCUGAGGAUCCUGGGCGGCGCGUCGAUUGGCCAGAUUGCGGGUGAGGUGGCGGCCAAGGUGUGUCUCGCGCUGCCACGGUUUGCGGGGGGGGAUGCUACGGUGGUGGUUGGGAAUGGGGUCGGGAAUGGGGUCCGGAAUGGGUCCGGGAAUGGGGUCCGGAAUGGGUCCGGGAAUGGGCUGAAGAAUGGAAUCGGGAAGUAG
Molecule: messenger RNA, 7657 nt
Organism: Phialemonium atrogriseum
Lineage: Eukaryota; Fungi; Ascomycota; Sordariomycetes; Cephalothecales; Cephalothecaceae
Exons: 2
Coding region: 89-7657 (2522 amino acids)
Biological process (GO): secondary metabolite biosynthetic process; fatty acid biosynthetic process
Molecular function (GO): phosphopantetheine binding; 3-oxoacyl-[acyl-carrier-protein] synthase activity; fatty acid synthase activity
Source: RefSeq, a predicted model, not a curated record